Colletotrichum higginsianum IMI 349063 is the source of this 420-nucleotide messenger RNA. RefSeq names its product Transmembrane protein 14C. The transcript is spliced from 2 exons. Gene Ontology annotation, cellular component: membrane. NCBI's taxonomy places the organism in Eukaryota, Fungi, Ascomycota, Sordariomycetes, Glomerellales, Glomerellaceae. The record is from RefSeq and is a predicted model, not a curated record. The coding region runs from base 1 to 420 and encodes 139 amino acids.
AUGGCUGAGCAUCCGGCAUUCACACUAGCGGGCCUGUUGGCUGGCGGCGGCACCUUCGGCUUCUACCGCACGCGUUCCAAGCCGUCUCUCAUUGCAGGCCUGACUCUCGGCGCCAGCUUUGCCUGCGCAGGUCAGGCUUCCCUCUCCCCCGCCCAUGCGGCAUGGAACCGCAAUUCUGCUUGCCGGAACCCUCCCCCGCCCCCUGCUGACCGGAACCUCGUAGGAUAUCUCCUCAAGAAGAACAAGGACUACGGCGCCGAGCUUGCGUUGGGUAGCAGCGUCGUCCUGCUGGGAGCCGGCGCCCAGAGGCUGGUUGCCACGCAAGCCAAGUCGCGCCCGGCCAUCGGCCUUAGCAUCGCCGGCGCGCUGUCGACGUACUACUACCAGAAGAAGUUCAGAGAAUUCCGCUUCGGUGUCUGA